UUAAGAGCUGAAGUGUUAAGCCAAAGAAUCAAAGGAGGACCCGUAAGGUUGACUAGUAAUUAUACUCAAUUGAAAGAGAAAGACAAUUUAAUCAAAAGAAAAAGAAAAAAGAUUAAAAAAAAAAAAAUAUAUAUAGAAACCAAACCAUUACUCAAAAAUGGUGACCAGACCUCAAGCUUCUCUCAAUUUCCAUCCCACUAUACUAUUUCUCUCACUCCUCCUCACUACUCUUCUCCAUCUCACUCACUCCCAAAACUUGAAUUAUUCCGAGUACUACGACCUUUGUGAACCUUUUCAGUGUGGCAACAUAACAUUCAACUUCCCCUUCUCCUCGUUGGCCACCUUCGGCUCCCGUCCCUACGACUGUGGCCUCCCGGGCUUCCAGAUCUCCUGCGACCCCACCUCCUCCCUCGCUGGCCUCGCUCUCCCCGGCCGAUCCUACCGUGUCCUCGACAUCUACACAUCCGAAAACCUCAUCACCGUCGUCGAUCAGCAGCUCAUUGACGACCUUCAUUCCGGCUCAUGUGGGUCCCUAGGAAACCUCUCCCUUUCCACACCCACUGAUUCGCUAUCACCUUUGGCACUCCCUACAUGGGGUAACAACUUCACCUUCUUCAAGUGCCCAAUUGAGGUAGAGACAAUCAUGCCUCAACAAAUUGUGGGGAAUUACAGUUGCAGUACUGAUGAGGGUGAUUAUCGGGUUUAUCUUUGGGAUGCGCGAGUCAACGCCACUCAGUCACCGAGUGGGUGUAAGUCGGUGAUGGUGCCGGUGUCGGACGCGAGCUUGUCUAGGUAUGGGUUCUUGAAUGGGACCAGCCGUAACCGUUCGAUGAAGCUAGUGUUGGGUGUUCUGGAUGAUGGGUUUGCGUUAAAUUGGACAACUCCUAGUGAUUGUGAGAGGUGUCAAAAAAAUGGAGGUGGACGGUGUGGAUAUGGCAGCGGCGCCACCGGCAUCAACAACAUAGUUUGUUUCUGUAAAGCGGGAUGCGGCUCAGCCCCAGCAACACCACCAGUUAGACAUAAAUCAAGUAGAUGGAAGCUCAUUACAGGUGUUGCAUCGGGAAGGUCUUUUGUUCUACUUCUUGUAGUCCCACUGCUCAUAUUCAAAUAUAAAAGGGGAAGUUCUGCAUUCUUCGAGACAAAGGAUCAAAUCACAGAUGGUGAGAGAAAUGCAAGACAGUUCAUUAAGAACUAUCAAUCAACUGUGCUGACCAACUAUCCCUACAAUGACAUUAGAAAAAUGACCAAUGGCUUCAAAGAAAAAUUAGGGGGAGGCGGCUAUGGCAACGUCUUCAAGGGAAAAUUGUCAGAUGGUCGGCUCAUUGCUGUCAAAAUGCUCGAGAAUUGCAGGGACAACAGCCACAAUUUCAUCAAUGAAGUAGCCACCAUUGGUAGAAUCCACCACGUUAAUGUCAUACGUUUAUUGGGAUUUUGUUGGGACGGAUCAAAACAAGCUCUUGUUUAUGAGUACAUGCCCAAUGGAUCUUUAGGAGACUUAAUAUCCAAAGAGGAGGUAAGUGUUUCGCUUGGUUUGGCAAGGCUGCUUGAAAUUGCCAUAGGAGUUGCACAUGGAAUAGAGUACCUGCAUACCGGUUGUGACUCGCGGAUUUUGCACCUUGACAUAAAGCCUCAAAAUGUGUUGCUGGACCAGAAUUUCAAUCCCAACUUUUCUUUUUGGGUAGUUGGUAGAUUUAAAGAAUAUAUCAUGUGAGAGGUUUUAUUAAGGGGUAAUUUAUCAUGUGAGGGAUCCAUUAAUGAUUUUUAGUUUCA
Molecule: messenger RNA, 1770 nt
Organism: Cornus florida
Lineage: Eukaryota; Viridiplantae; Streptophyta; Magnoliopsida; Cornales; Cornaceae
Product: LEAF RUST 10 DISEASE-RESISTANCE LOCUS RECEPTOR-LIKE PROTEIN KINASE-like 2.1
Exons: 3
Coding region: 158-1711 (517 amino acids)
Biological process (GO): protein phosphorylation
Molecular function (GO): protein kinase activity; polysaccharide binding; ATP binding
Source: RefSeq, a predicted model, not a curated record